UGCGGUCGAGCGUCCGUCACGCUGCGCGCGAUGCUGCCCUGGACCGCGCUCGGCCUGGUGGUGAGCUUGCGGCUGGCGCUGGCGCUGAGCCACGCGGAAAGCGGCUCCGCAUCAUCAGCCCCCCGGGGAGACCUGUUGUUCCUGCUGGACAGCUCGGCCAGUGUGUCACACUACGAGUUCUCCCGGGUCCGGGAGUUUGUGGGGCAGCUGGCUGCUCCGCUGCCCCUGGGCCCUGGGGCCCUGCGGGCUAGCCUGGUGCAUGUGGGCAGUCAGCCCUACACCGAGUUUCCCUUUGACCAGCACAGUUCAAGCCAGGCUGUCCAGGAUGCCAUACGCGCUGCCACCCAGCGAAUGGGUGACACUAACACAGGACUGGCACUGGCAUAUGCCAAGGAGCAGCUGUUUGCUGAAGAAGCGGGUGCCCGGCCAGGGGUGCCCAAGGUACUGGUGUGGGUGACAGACGGGGGCUCCAGCGAUCCUGUGGGGCCACCCAUGCAGGAACUCAAAGACCUGGGUGUCACUGUCUUCAUUGUCAGCACUGGCAGGGGCAACCUGCUAGAGCUGUCAGCAGCUGCUUCGGCCCCUACUGAGAAGCACCUGCAUUUCGUGGACGUGGAUGAUCUACACAUCAUCGCUCAGGAGCUGCGAGGCUCCAUUCUCGAUGCUGUGCAGCCUCAGCAGCUCCACGCCUCGGAGGUCACACCUAGCGGCUUCCGCCUGGCCUGGCCACCCCUGCUGACUGGGGACUCGGGCUACUACGUGGUGGAGCUGGUGCCCAGCGCCAAGCCCGGGGCUGUGAGACGCCAACAGCUGCCUGGGAACGCCACGGGCUGGACGUGGGCGGGCCUCGAACCGGACACAGACUAUGACGUGGCCUUGCUACCCGAGUCCAACGUGCGCCUCCUGAGACCCCAGCACGUGCGAGUGCACACGCUGCCAGAGGAGCCGGGACCCGAGCGCAUUGUCCUCUCGCACGUCAGACCGCGCAGCCUCCGCGUGAGCUGGGCUCCCGCGCUGGGUCCCGCCACCGCGCUGGGCUACCAUGUGCAGCUCGGCUCGCUGCGGGGCGGCGCGGUGCAGCGCGUGGACGUGCCGGCCGGCCACAACAGCACCACCGUCCAGGGCCUGGCGCCCAGCACCGCCUACCUGGUGACCGUGACCGCCGUCUUCCGCUCUGGCCGCGAGAGGGCGCUGUCGGCCAAGGCCUGCACGCCCGCGGGAGAGCGCAGCCGCGCCCCGCGUCCACGCCGCCCCACGCCGGGGGACGCGGCGCCUGAGCCGCCCGCCCCGCCAUCCGAGGGCUCCUCGUCCCCAGCCCAGUGGGUGCCGAAGCCGAGGUUGUGCCCUGGGGGAUAGGGUGCCGGCCCCGCCUUUGCCCCGCGAGACCCCCCCAGUCCUCUUCCCGCAGGCCUGCCCGCCGGUUCCCCUGCCGCAUCCCUGGCAGUACUGUGCCAGCCCAGACCUGGGCACCAUUUGGCGGGGAGAUGGACACGGUGUCUGAGGGUGGGUCGAGUACAUCAGACCCAGAACUGGCCCCCGGCCCAGGACCGGAGGCCACGGCCUCUGUGAGAAGUCCGGCCCUCUGGUCGGAGGGCCGGCAUGGGUUGGAGGGAGUGCCCAGGGCCACUCAGGUUUGCCCAUGGAUAGAAAGUGGAGAGGGAAAGGGGAAAAUCUGGUGCCGACACGGGUCCCCAAAGGGUUCGUGAGGGGACGGAAGGACAGGGAGGGGUACUGGGAGGCUGAUGGUGUGACCAGGUAGUCUUCACCAAGACUGUGCCAGGCUGGUGGUCAGUGCCUGCUGGGGCCACUGGUCCUGACUUCCUGCCCUGGACCCAGAUUGGGCCCAGCUAUCAGAGAGCACCUUUUGGGAGGAAUGGAACCAGAGUCUGGCAUUGGGGACCUUGAUGACAGGAGUGCCCCUACCACUGAGGCCAGCAAUCAGGAGGCUUCUCCCCCUUCAGGGUGGGAGUCCUCCCUGGGAAUGGACACAAGGUUUCCCUGGGUGGAUUCACCAGGACUCUGCAACAUUUGACCCUGAGGAUCGUGCACAGGGCUGCCUCCAGCUAGUCAUUAUCUACUGCCCGGGGGCUCUGGACAAAUUGCCAAGGGCAGUGAGGACCUGGCUGUCCCUGCAGCCCCCAGUUCUCCCGGAAUUGCCUAAACCCAUGCUCAU
Molecule: messenger RNA, 2173 nt
Organism: Castor canadensis (American beaver)
Lineage: Eukaryota; Metazoa; Chordata; Mammalia; Rodentia; Castoridae
Gene: Vwa1
Product: von Willebrand factor A domain containing 1
Molecular function (GO): protein binding
Source: RefSeq, a predicted model, not a curated record